This is a messenger RNA of Nestor notabilis (Kea), 619 nucleotides long. RefSeq names its product ring finger protein 166 (gene RNF166). The transcript is spliced from 5 exons. Gene Ontology annotation, biological process: ubiquitin-dependent protein catabolic process; protein polyubiquitination. The record is from RefSeq and is a predicted model, not a curated record. Gene Ontology annotation, molecular function: ubiquitin protein ligase activity. Lineage: Eukaryota; Metazoa; Chordata; Aves; Psittaciformes; Psittacidae. The annotation marks the transcript as partial.
GUUUUGCGGGGAGUGCCUGCAGCCCUGUCUGCAAGUGCCAUCCCCUCUGUGCCCGCUCUGCCGCAUGCCCUUCGAUCCCAAGAAGGUGGAGAAGGCUUCCAGCGUGGAGAAACAGCUUUCGUCCUACAAGGCUCCCUGCAGGGGCUGCAGCAAGAAGGUGACCCUCGCAAAAAUGCGCUCUCACGUCUCAUCCUGCGCAAAGGUGCAGGAGCAGAUGGCCAACUGCCCCAAGUUCGUUCCGGUUGUCCCCACGUCCCAGCCUAUUCCCAGCAAUAUUCCCAAUCGCUCAACAUUCGUCUGCCCGUACUGUGGGGCCCGGAACCUGGACCAGCAGGAGCUGGUGAAGCACUGCAUGGAGAACCACCGCAACGACCCCAACAAAGUGGUGUGCCCGGUCUGCUCAGCCAUGCCCUGGGGGGACCCCAGCUACAAAAGCGCCAACUUCCUCCAGCACCUCCUGCACAGGCACAAGUUCUCCUAUGACACCUUCGUGGACUACAACAUCGAUGAGGAGGCCGCGUUGCAGGCAGCCCUGGCACUGUCACUGUCCGAGAACUGAGGCUGACCGUGGAGCAUCAGGCCCCGUCUCCUUUUGCACACUCAGCCUUCCCACCAGGGA